AUGAUGCCCCCGCGGGGGGCGGCGGGCUCCUGCCGCCGGCGGCGGCUGGCGCCCCUCAACGAGGACAACGGGCGGUUCCUGCUGCUGGCCGCCCUCAUCGCGGCGUACCUGAGCGCCGGCGCCACCGUCUUCUCGGCCCUCGAGAGCCCAUCGGAGGCGGCGGCGCAGCUCCGCUGGAACCGGACCCUCCACAACUUCAGCCGCAUCUUCAACAUCAGCCUGCCGGAGCUGCGCGCCUUCCUGCGGAGCUACGAGGCGGCCAUGGCCGCGGGCAUCCGCGUCGACGCCCUGCGGCCCCGCUGGGACUUCCCCGGCGCCUUCUACUUCGUGGGCACCGUCGUCUCCACUAUAGGUUUUGGAAUGACCACACCAGCAACCGUGGCUGGAAAAGUAUUCCUCAUCGUUUAUGGCCUUUUUGGGUGUGCUGGGACUAUCCUUUUCUUCAACCUCUUCUUGGAGCGCAUUAUCUCUCUGCUGGCAUUUAUCAUGAAGGCGUGCCAUGAGAGACAGCUACGAAGAAGUGGUCUCCUACCUCCCAACUUCCGAAGGGGGCCAGCUAUGUCUGGGGUGGGCAGCCUCGUGGGGUGGAAGCCAUCCGUUUACCACGUGAUGCUGAUUCUGGGAAUUUUUGCUAUUACCCUUUCGUGCUGCGCCUCCGCGAUGUACACAGCGGUGGAAGGAUGGAACUACGUUGACUCUCUGUACUAUUGCUUUGUCACGUUCAGCACCAUUGGCUUUGGAGAUUUGGUAAGCAGCCAAAAUGCUGCGUACCAAAAUCAGGGAUUAUACAGAUUUGGAAACUUCAUAUUUAUAUUAAUGGGGGUAUGUUGCAUAUACUCUCUUUUUAAUGUCAUCUCAAUUGUAAUCAAGCAAGUUUUGAACUGGGUGUUGAAAAAAUUCGAAUGCAGAUGUUGCCCAAAGUGCCAUAAAUCAAGUACCCGCCUCGGCCGUCGCAACGCCAUCACCCCAGGAGCCCGCCUACGUAGACAUAACAUCUCAGUGGAUGCCGAUGGACAGUACGACAGUGAUACUGAGGGGAGGAGGCUCUCUGGAGAGUUGAUCUCCAUGAGGGAGCUCACAGCAUCCAAUAAAGUCUCCCUGGCCAUUUUGCAAAAGCAGCUGUCGGAGACGGCCAAUGGCUACCCGAGGAACGUUUGUAUCAACACGAGACAAAACGGUUUCUCAGCAGGGGUGGGUGCUCUAGCCAUCAUGAACAACCGCUUGGCAGAAACGAGUGAUUCUAGGUAG
Colius striatus (speckled mousebird) is the source of this 1248-nucleotide messenger RNA. RefSeq names its product potassium two pore domain channel subfamily K member 12 (gene KCNK12). The record is from RefSeq and is a predicted model, not a curated record. Bases 1 to 1248 code for a protein of 415 amino acids. Gene Ontology annotation, molecular function: potassium ion leak channel activity. Gene Ontology annotation, cellular component: membrane. The transcript has 2 exons. Gene Ontology annotation, biological process: potassium ion transmembrane transport; stabilization of membrane potential. NCBI's taxonomy places the organism in Eukaryota, Metazoa, Chordata, Aves, Coliiformes, Coliidae.